AUGUUAUGGCGUCUGCAACACUCGAGGACUAACAUGAUCGCGUAUAUGUUCCGAAGACGGCGUCAGUCACCCCACCCCAGUCUUGGAAACGUUCGACACCAAUCGACCCCUUCGCAAUUCUACCAUAAUAAACAACUGGAAUUAUACGCCUCCAAGGAGGCUAAACCACUUACCUUGAGGCAACUUGUUUUUUUUGGUCGCUCAAUGAAUGAGGACCGGCUCUUCAAGAGUGCCAAUUACGUUCGUACCGAAUUGCCAGUGCGGAUUGCUCACCGAUUGCGCGACCUUCAAGCGUUGCCGUACGUCGUUGUGACGCAGGAGGGGGUGGCGAAAGUUUAUGAGCUCUAUUGGUCCGCAUUUGAAAAAUUUCGAAACUAUCCACCUGUAACAACGCUCAAGGAGAAUGAGGAUUUUUGCAACUUUCUUAGCGUCUUGCUGGACGAACAUGCAUCUGUCAUUCCCAAUUUAUCCCUUGGAUUGUCUCUCUCGUCUCCAUACUUACCCCCAGAGAAGCUAGACGCCUUCAUGCGUCGAAUGCUUAUUUCGAGAAUAUCCCGUCGCGUUCUGGCUGAGCAUCACAUUGCACUAUCAGAAAUGUAUGGCGGACUCAAAAACGAAGAACCUGAAGAGCCUCACGUAGGCAUCAUCUUCACGGGAUUGAAGGUUAAGAGAAGUAUUGAGAAAUGCGUCAAACUCUUGACAGAAAGGCCCAUGUGGCUCGAAGUUGGCGGCAGGGCUGCAAUGGAUGUACACUGGCCCCAGGUCAAAAUUGAUGGUCAUCUCGACGCCAAGUUUGCCUAUAUCCGCGAGCAUUUCGAAUAUAUUGCCUUCCAGCUCUUAAAGAACUCAAUGCGAUCGACGGUUUUGAAACACCAGGGCGUCCCCGUGCUUCCCUCUAUACAAGUGACAAUUGUCGCCGGGGAGAACGAUAUUGGUCUCCGAAUAUCAGACCAAGGUGGUGGGCUCUCGAGCUUCCAAAACGAGAUCAGCAAUCCUUCAGACCUAUUCUCCUUCUCCCAUAUCCGGAACGCAACGCGUCUAGAAGAUUCUCGCCUCGGUGCUCUUCGCAUGGCCAGUGAACAUGGACUGCGCGCAACAGUUGACGAACAAGUAAGCCAUUGGCAGCAGCUUGUACCUUCGAAGGGUCAGGCCGUCGGGCGUGAGGAGAAUUCUGAACCUAAAGACCUUCCACAACCACGAAUCGGCAUCGGUUUGCCCAUGAGCUAUAUUUUUGCAACCUACUUUGGUGGAUCAUUGGAAUUAGUCUCUCUGGAUGGAUGGGGUACUGAUGUCUAUCUCCGACUUCCAAAACUGGGAACAAAUUUAGAAGGAAUCGAAGUAUAG
Molecule: messenger RNA, 1344 nt
Organism: Laccaria bicolor S238N-H82
Lineage: Eukaryota; Fungi; Basidiomycota; Agaricomycetes; Agaricales; Hydnangiaceae
Exons: 12
Coding region: 1-1344 (447 amino acids)
Biological process (GO): protein phosphorylation; regulation of glucose metabolic process
Cellular component (GO): mitochondrion
Molecular function (GO): pyruvate dehydrogenase (acetyl-transferring) kinase activity
Source: RefSeq, a predicted model, not a curated record